UUCCCCUCUGCUCCUUACCUCUCCCUGAUACUUCACUCACCGCUGCAGAAGCACAAAGGAGAAGCCAUGAGGAACACACUGCUGGGGAUGCUGGGUGCCCUGAUGUGCGUGCUGGCAGCCUGCGCCGCAGUCACGCCUGUACAAGACUUCGACCUGCAGAAGAUGGCAGGCAAGUGGUAUAUUGUUGGCUUUGCCACUAAUGCCCAGUGGUUUGUGACCAAUAAGGCAGGGAUGAAGACAGGCAUUGCCAUGUUAGUGCCAACUGGAGAAGACCUGGACCUCUCCUAUGCCAACCUGAAUGCUGACGGGACCUGCUGGAGAAUGACUCACCUUGCUAAGAAAACCGACACUCCAGGACGCUUCACCUUCCACAGCCAGAUUUGGAACAAUGACAAUGACAUGCAAAUUGUCGACGUUGCGUACGAUGACUACGCUCUGGUCCACACCGUCAAGACAAAGGACGGAGUGUCCGAGGUCCUCAACAAGCUUUACAGUCGCACUCCUGUGGCCAGUGCCGUCCUGCAGCAGAAGUUUACCCAGCUCUCCCUGGAGACUGGCAUCCUCGCUGACAACAUCGCCAUCUUGCCUCAGAAUGCUGAGUGUGCCGAGGUCUGAAGGGUCCCCAGCUUUUUUCCAUCCUUUAUCUCUUGCUGUUGGAAGUCCCCGGCUUUCUUCUCAGAGGAAUCACAGUUUUUCCUCCUCACUGUGAUAUUUGCAUCAUCUCAAACCUGAGACAAUGAAACUUCAGCAUUUUAGUCAUGUCCCUGCUGCAUACCAAAGACCAGUCCUGAUCCUAGUUCAGGGAUCAUUCCCUCCAACUCACGCAUUACCUGUGGCAUCAGAGUGGAACGAAAAAGGGCUGAUGGUGAAACAAAGGGACGGAAUGAAUCACUACGAAUGCAUUUUCUACUGUUUUGUUGAUAUAAAGUCAAAACCAAUACAAAUAAUGAAUGAA
This is a messenger RNA of Anarrhichthys ocellatus (wolf-eel), 955 nucleotides long. Its product is annotated as lipocalin-like. The transcript is spliced from 6 exons. Gene Ontology annotation, molecular function: small molecule binding. NCBI's taxonomy places the organism in Eukaryota, Metazoa, Chordata, Actinopteri, Perciformes, Anarhichadidae. Bases 67 to 615 code for a protein of 182 amino acids. The record is from RefSeq and is a predicted model, not a curated record.